AAGUUUUUUUCUUAACUUAUAAUCAUACAUUACACCAUCAGUUAGAAAACCUUCCACCUUGAGAAUUUCUCAGCCAAGAAAACAAAAAAAAAAGGUAUCAAUUUGCUUAAAACCCAUUUGUUAAGACCCAGAUUCUUGUUGUUAUCAUAUUAUAUUAUGAAGGCAAUUCCGUGGCCAACCAUAGGGGUGGUGAUUUCUUGGUACAGUUCCAACAUUGGUGUUCUCCUUCUGAACAAGUACUUGCUAAGCAACUAUGGUUUCAAGUACCCUGUUUUCCUCACCAUGUGUCACAUGAUGAUGUGUUCUCUUCUCAGCUUCAUUGCCAUUUCAAUAAUGCAAGUUGUCCCUUUGCAGAACAUACAAUCAAGGAGACAGUUUGCCAAGAUUUGUUUCCUUAGCCUUGUUUUCUGCUUCUCUGUCGUCUGUGGAAACAUAUCGCUUAACUACAUUCCAGUGUCCUUUAACCAGGCCAUCGGCGCCACCACGCCGUUCUUCACCGCCGUUUUCGCCUAUUUCAUGACCAGCAAAAGAGAGGCUUGGGUUACAUAUUGUACCCUGUUGCCUGUUGUUGGAGGAGUCAUCAUAGCUACUGGGGGUGAACGAAGUUUCCAUCUGUUUGGGUUUUUGAUUUGUGUUUCAUCAACUGCUGCCAGAGCAUUCAAAUCGGUGCUUCAAUCUAUUUUAUUGUCCUCAGAGGGGGAAAAGUUGAAUUCUAUGAGUCUUCUACUUUACAUGGCACCUAUAGCAAUGUUGGUGUUGUUUCCAGCAACAUUACUGAUGGAGAAAAAUGUGAUUGGGACCACAGUGGAUCUUGCAAGAAAUGAUAUCAGAAUUGUAUGGUAUCUGCUGUUCAGUUCCUCAAUAGACUCAAUUGAAAAACAUGAUGAUUCCUUAAGUCAUAUGUGGUGUAACCAACUAAAUAUAAAUGUGAUUUGCCAAAUCUUUUCACAGGUUCUAGGAAAUGCAAAGGGGGCAGUUGCAGUGGUUGUCUCAAUUCUGAUAUUCAAGAAUCCAAUUUCAGUUAUAGGAAUGAUGGGCUAUGCACUCACAGUCACGGGAGUCAUUCUGUACAGUGAAACCAAGAAGAGGUAUAGCUGAAAUUUUGAAAAAGAAAAAAAAAAUUUAAACACAGUUACCAAUCAAACACGUACAUAAUACACCAUACAAGCGAAAGGACCAUUGCAGAAUAUGAACUUUCAGUAAUUGUGUUGUGUUAAUAGGAAAAGGAAAAUUUCACCUAUUUCUUUUUCUAAUUAUUUAUUUUAGCAUGUAUGUACGUGUCCGCAGAGCAAGACUCGGAGGUCAUUAUACUUCUUACAUUUGUUACCUACACGAUAUUCACAAGAAUGUAGCACCAAAAACAAUGAAUGAAUACCCGAAUUAGAUUCCUACAUACUUUCAUAUUUUGAGA
This is a messenger RNA of Arachis duranensis, 1411 nucleotides long. Its product is annotated as probable sugar phosphate/phosphate translocator At5g05820. Gene Ontology annotation, cellular component: Golgi apparatus. Lineage: Eukaryota; Viridiplantae; Streptophyta; Magnoliopsida; Fabales; Fabaceae. Gene Ontology annotation, molecular function: antiporter activity. Bases 157 to 1098 code for a protein of 313 amino acids. The record is from RefSeq and is a predicted model, not a curated record. The transcript is spliced from 4 exons.